AUGGAAGACGUUACGUCCCUGCCGCUGUACGGCUUUCGAGAUCUCAGCAAUUGUGGUGAUUACCUCCGCCUUGACAUUGUCUCUGCGCAAGAUUUGCCCCGCAAGUCGCUCGGACUACGUGCCCCCUAUGCCAUUGCCACCCUGCACGAGACCAUUCCGCACGGUAACCAGAUCGAGAGCGUUGGUGGAGCCUUUCGCACCAACAACAAGACCCAAGUGCAUGAUGGGGCGGUCACGUUUGAGGAAGAAUGUCUCUUUGCGUGGCCUUUGACCGGAGACGUGGACCGCCACAACGGCCCCGUGCUCUAUCUUCUGGUCCGCCUCUUUGACCACCAUCGCAUUACGCGAGACCCUUUCCUGGGUCAAGUGCGCAUUGACCUGCAGCUACUCCCACCGGCCAGCCACCGCUGGGCCCACGCCACCCCUCGCAAAUUCGUCUUGCAAAAGCGGUCUCCCCGCAGCCACGUGCACGGCUCGCUCACCCUGAAGAUUGGCUAUGUCAGCCGCGCCGAGCUCACCGGCAUCACCGUGGAGCUACCGGCCAUCAGCCCCGCGCCAAGCGACACCCACUCACCCGCGAGCGGUGGCGAGGAAGAUGGCGCCCUGCCGGCGGGUUGGUCCGUUCAAAUCGACCGCAAUGGCCGCCGUCAAUACGUGCACGCCGAAACCCGCCAAGUCUGUACAUCCAUGCAACAGGUCCAGCAAGUGGCUGCCAACAGCAUCGUCCGCGCUCGGGCUGCCCUCCAGAGUGUCCUCGAUCGCGAAGCACAAGAGGAGGACUCUAAUAGCAGCACCGGCACAGGCAGCAACGGUGCCAGCGUCGGGCCCAGUCAGACGCCCAGCGAAGGCGAUGCCACGAGCGGUUCCAAUCAAGCCUCGGGACCUCUUCCACCUGGUUGGGUCAUGAGCCGCACCAAGGCGGGAAGAUACUGGGAGGAGCGAUACACACAGUCGGGUCGCAAAUUCUUUGUCAACCACCGAACGCGGACUACACAAUGGGAGGACCCUCGCACGGGCCUGCCUGCUCUUCAAGAAACCAUGGAAGAGGCACGUAGAAGGCAGGCGGUCGUGAUUUUUUCGCUCACAGUGUCCAGAGUGUCCUUGGCACGCGAAGCCGUGCCCUACUCGCGCGAUUUUGCUCGCAAAAAGAGCGCAUUCCGGGCCAAAAUGGGCACCCGUAUCCACUGCAUUGGCACCCGAUUGACUCCUCUACCCAGCCAUGCAGCACUUCAAAAUUUGACCAUGCUUUGUCCGCGCACUCACACCUCUGGCACGCAUCUGCUUUCCUCGAAACAGUUUGACAUUGCUGUGUCCCGAGACUCAAUCCUCGAAGAUUCCUUCAAUGCCGUUCGCACAGCCACGGCCAUGCAAAUGACUAUGCGCAUGAACGUCAAGUUUACUGGCGAACGUGGCUUGGAUUAUGGUGGCCCAUCGCGCGAGUGGUUCAUGCUGCUGUCGCAGGAGAUGUUCAAUCCGUAUUACGGCCUCUUUGAAUAUUCAGCGCUUGACGUCUAUACCCUUCAGGCACG
Monosiga brevicollis MX1 is the source of this 1529-nucleotide messenger RNA. RefSeq lists its product as uncharacterized. The annotation marks the transcript as partial. NCBI's taxonomy places the organism in Eukaryota, Choanoflagellata, Craspedida, Salpingoecidae. The transcript has 8 exons. Gene Ontology annotation, molecular function: ubiquitin-protein transferase activity; protein binding. Gene Ontology annotation, biological process: regulation of dendrite morphogenesis. The record is from RefSeq and is a predicted model, not a curated record.